GUGGGGCUGGGCGCGGUGAGAGUUCCCGGGACUCUGAGGCAGAGGAGGUCGCCGGGCCGGGGCGGAGCGGAGGCGGCCUGCGGGUGGGCGGCGGGCGCCUCACUGCAGGGCGCGGGGCUGGGAAAGCCUUUGGUUGACGAGGUGCCGCGUUCCUGGGACGACGACGGGAACUUAGGAGCGGUGUGGACGCUGCAUCUCCCGUGGGCGACGCGGUCGUGGGAGUGGGGAGACGCUAGGAAGCACGCCUGCGCGUCUGGAGACGGCCCUGCUGGUGACGACGGGACGCGAACAGCUGCCGCCUGCACGAACGCCGUACGGCAGCAGCUGGUAACCUUUGAGCGGGUUGGUGCCUGUCAGUGACCCAGGCCCCGCGUGUGCAGGGGGCGACUCGGCGCCCCGUGGACCGGGGAGACGGAGGUGCAGAUAAGUGAGCUGACUUGACCCCGGGUAGAGCGUCCAGGGCUGGAAGAAAAGUCUGGCUGCAGAGCCGGGGCUCGCAGGUGUUGAGCUGUAUCGCUCUUCACUUUGUAGAUGAGGUGAUGUUCUAAUCAUGUCAGAGAAAGAUGAUACUGAGAGUCCAGGAAUAAUGGAAACAACCCCCACCUUUAAAGAUGGAAACUGUGAGCCAGACAAAAAUUCUGAUGCUGUUGACCGAAGUGCUGAGCCAGAGAGUAAAUCAGAAUCUGUGGCAUCCACUCGGAAAAGACCAGAGGUUAAACCUUCCAGUGACCUUGAAACUUCCAAAGUUCAGGAGACUGUUUCUAAAGAUGUAACCCAUGCCGGAUGGGGAUACUGGGGAAGCUGGAGCAAGUCUUUGCUCUCCUCAGCCUCAGCUACAGUGGCUACAGUAGGACAAGGUAUUUCAAACAUCAUUGAGAAAGCAGAGACUUCGCUUGGGAUCCCUAGUCCCAGUGAAAUUUCCUCUGAAAUCAAGUGUGCUGCAGGAGAGACAAAUGCCAGAGAGAAUGAAAACUCCUUGGUGGCUGGGCCAUUUGGUGUAUUCUCAACCAUUUCUACUGCUGUUCAGAGCACAGGAAAGAGCGUUAUCUCUGGGGGUUUGGACGCCUUAGAAUUCAUUGGGAAAAAGACAAUGGAUGUAAUAGCAGAAGGGGAUCCUGGCUUUAAAAGAACUAAGGGGCUGAUGAGCCAAAAUUCUACACUAUCUCAGGUUUUACGAGAGGCGAAGGAGAAAGAAGAGCUAUGGACCUCCAAUGUGGUUACCAUGGAAACUGACAAAAAACCUCACUAUGGGCUACUCUUUGAUGAAUUUCAAGGCCUUUCACAUCUAGAAGCUCUAGAGAUGCUUUCUCGAGAAAGUGAAAUAAAGGUGAAGUCUGUCCUUAAUUCUCUGAGUGGAGAAGAAUUAGAGACCCUAAAAGUUGAAUUAGAGCAACUCAAAGAAGCAUUUUCCCUAGCAGAGUUUUGUGACGAAGAGGAAGAAGAGAAAGGAGGGGAUGAAGAUUUUACCAAAGAGAUAUCAGAGCUGUUUUCCCAGCUGCACGUCUCUUCCAAACCAGAGAAACUUGCCAGGACAAGAAAUACUGCUUAUGAAUGGGUCAAAGCAAUUCCGACAAACACAGUAGCAGAGAAGAAGGAAGGAGAAAAACAGCCGGAGGCGGAAACUGCUGAGGAAGUCUGUAAAAAUUCAAUAGAGGAUAUCCAUGCAUUUGCAAUCCGGACCCUAGCUGAAUUCACUGCCUGCUCCAUUGAACUGUUUCACAAAACGGCAGCAUUGGUUCUCCACGGCCAGAAGCAGGAUAUAACAGCCAUAGAAAGGAGCCAGACUCUGUCUCAGGUGACGAUUGUGUUGUGUAAAGAGUUGUCCUCUCUAUCUAAAGAGUUCACCACCUGUCUGACAAUUGCUGGGGUCAAAGAAAAGGCAGACACCCUUAACCCAUUAAUCACUGCAAUAUUUUUAGAGGCAUCAAACAGUGCUUCCUAUGUCCAAGAUGCCUUUCAGCUCCUCCUGCCCGUGUUGGAGAUCUCCCUCAUUGAGAACAAGACUCAGUCACCUGCACAUGAACUACGAGUCCAGCAGCCUUUGUCAGAACAUUGAAGGACAGAGAUUUCACCUGGGAUUUAUGGUGGCCAAGAGAUGGCCAUUUAGAAAGGCAGGAUGACAGGUUUAAAGUACAAGUUUAUUUCUUCACUUGGCUGAAGUAUUCACAUGCUCAUAUAAUUCUUCCCAGUUGUUAUAGUUAAUAAAUUAUUUAGAAAUAGAUAUUUGUGGAAAGUCCCAGAAUAGUAGCUUCAACAAAGACUAGUGGGGCCCUCAGGCAAGCAUAUUUGUCUUUGAUAUAUUGCAGAACACGCAUAAUUUUGUUAUGGAUAUAAUUUACAGCUAAUGGGUAAAACUGGUUGUUAAGCAAGUGAAGAACAACUUAAUUCAGUGUUCUAAACUUUCACAACAUGCUUGGUUUAUUAAAGUCAUGUAUGUGCUUCUUUCUAGAGUAAAGUCUAUGGCUUUAUGGAAACGGAGCAUAUAUAAACUCUGAAGUGAUUACCUAUUAUAUGUGAAUUUUUGGAAAUGCUCAAGAAAUUUUGUCCUGUCUUUAACUGUGAGUAGGUAUUUGGAUUGAGGAGAACAUUCCAGAAUAUUAUGCUUGUAGCCACAUGACCUAUAUAGCAAAGCUCCCUUGGCUUCAGAUAACUCCCACCCCGGGAUGACAAGCUUCAGGUUGUAGCCAGCUCUUACUCACCUGGACUCAAGGCCAUUAAAUGUGAUUUAGAGAAAUAGUUUCACGUUUGUAGAUAUUCCAAGUCGCUUCAGGUUGCUUUUGUUGUUGUUUGCAAAGCCCAUAUGCAGGAUAAAUUCUUUGAUAGCGAAUUCAAGAGGAGUGCUGAAGUCCUUUUAUUCAUGGGCUUUUAUUAUUUGAGUAUUAUUGAAGCCAAUCAUACACUUAUAGAAAUGAUGUUUAUUUAUAACAGGAUUUAACCUCUGAAAUACCUUUUUUUUCCUUGUUCUUUUUUGUUUUAGUGUAUUAUUUAACAUGCUUUUAAAACCACCUCUUAGAAACCUCCAGAUCUUAAGCUUUUCAUGUUCUCUUCAAUAACUAAAAGCUAUUUUGGUGUUCACUAUUU
Fukomys damarensis (Damara mole-rat) is the source of this 3081-nucleotide messenger RNA. It is a transcript of the gene Fam114a2, whose product is annotated as family with sequence similarity 114 member A2. The coding region runs from base 551 to 2056 and encodes 501 amino acids. The record is from RefSeq and is a predicted model, not a curated record. Lineage: Eukaryota; Metazoa; Chordata; Mammalia; Rodentia; Bathyergidae. The transcript is spliced from 14 exons.